This is a messenger RNA of Anopheles funestus (African malaria mosquito), 1818 nucleotides long. RefSeq names its product innexin inx4-like. Lineage: Eukaryota; Metazoa; Arthropoda; Insecta; Diptera; Culicidae. The transcript has 3 exons. Gene Ontology annotation, biological process: phototransduction. Bases 156 to 1313 code for a protein of 385 amino acids. Gene Ontology annotation, molecular function: gap junction channel activity. The record is from RefSeq and is a predicted model, not a curated record. Gene Ontology annotation, cellular component: gap junction; plasma membrane.
ACGUCUUCUUUGCUCCAGUUCGAAGAAAGUAACACAAAGUACAGGUGCACCUGCCGGGACGGCAAACUAGACUGUCUUGCACUGUAAUGUGCACAUUUGCAAGCUGACGAGUGUGAUUUGUUCGGAAUUUCCAAUACCCCGCAGGACGGUGUAAAAUGCUCGAGUUUGCGAGACCGUUGCAGAACAUUCUGCGCAUUAAGCAGAUCAAUUCGACCGAUCUCGUAUGGCGGCUGCAUUGCCGCGCAACAGUGUAUCUGCUGUUGCUCGCGUGCCUGCUUCUUUCCGCUCGCCAGUACUUUGGUAAUCCGAUCGACUGUGUAAUCGGAAGUGGUACGGUUCCGGCUUCAACGAUGAACGAAUUUUGCUGGAUCAUGGGCACAUACAUUAGCAGCGAUCCGAACUUCGUGUUGGAUAGCACCGACUUGGUGAAGAUCAAUGCCAAGAUUGGCCACAUUCCAGAGAAUGAACGAUCAUAUCAGAAAUACUACCAGUGGGUCGUGUUCAUACUAGCGCUGCAGGCGGGCAUGUUUUCGCUGCCUAACUUCCUCUGGAAGGCUUGGGAAGGUGGCCGUUUGCAGUCACUAUGCGAUGGUUUAACUUCACCGCUCGUGCCUGAACAGUGGGAAAAAUCACGCAAGAAGCAACUGAUCACUCAUCUGGUGGCAGAAUUUCCACGCUUGCACCGUACGUACCUGUUACGCUAUUGUUUCUGCACGCUGCUAAACUUCUGCAACGUGUUGCUGAACAUUGUCCUGCUGAAUGUGAUCUUUUCCGGCUUCUGGACAAAUUAUCAUCCCGCCGUAACGGCAUUACUAUCGUUCGAUUUUCCCUCCUGGAACCGGUACAAUUCGCAAAUGUUUCCAAAGAUUGCCAAAUGUGACUUCCAUUUCAUUGGACCAAGCGGUUCGAAGCAGAACCGGGAUGGACUCUGUCUGCUGUCGCUGAACGUAGUGAAUGAGAAAAUCUUUGCCUUUCUCUGGGUGUGGUUCCUGAUGCUGCUGCUAAUAUCGGCGCUCAAUCUGCUCUACUGGGUAGUGGUGCUGUGCAGCAAAAGUUUUCGUCUGUGGCUUUUGGCUGCCCCACUGUACCCGAUGCGCUCAGCAAUGGUGUCCCGAGCGCUAGAAGGACAAGGCAUCGGGAAGUGGUUCCUGUUGCAUCAGCUGUGCCGUAACCUGAACCCGAUCGUCUGCCGGGAACUGUUGCAAAGCCUGUCGAAAGUGAAAAACAGCAACAGCAAAUCGUACCGAAUGGGAAAGGGAGGCGAACCGGACUUUUACACCGAUCCGGAAGGAUUCGCCGAGGAGGAUGUGUAACGAUUGCGCAACGCAUGCUUAAGGACGCCGAGCGAAAUGCGCAAGCGCGAGCAUUCAAGCUGUUGAAAUCACUGGUUAUUUUACUAGCUAAGGUAGAAGAGUGGCCAACAAUCCUCUGCAACGUAUUCAUUCCAAAUGUAUCUUCAUUCCACCGUGCUGUAUCGGGAAUUUUCAUUAUUUUCUUCAAUUGUUUCAUUCUACCAUACUAACGUUAUUUAUGCAAUUUGGUUUCACGUACGAUAUAUGCGAUCGUAUGCGGAAGUUUCCACAAAUUCGCUAUCGAUCGAAUACUCUGAAUCUGAUUACUGCUAAGGUGCCUUUAACAAGUAAGAGAAGAAAACGACAGGGAUUUGAGACUCGUUAGAAAUUAAAUAAUUGCAUCUGUGAAUUUUGUUGCAUUCGUAACAGUUUAAAUAAGUGGCAUUAAUGUACAUAAGUUUGGGUUUUCGGCAAAUUAUUUCUCAGAGUAAAUAAAGCGCACACAUCGUUGUUGUUUAUAGAAACA